AUGUUGCGCGCUACGAGCAGCCGAUUGGCGCGAGCCACACCUCGAGUGGCAGCUCAACAUUACAAGCCCUCGAUCUCCUUUCCAGAUCGAAAGGCUCCCAAGGGUGAGCCAAGCGCAGCAUCACCGCACUGCCCCGUCUGCUUUCGCUCACGUGCUGCUGCGCCCCUUGCCUACUUCCAGAUAAGCACGAGCCACACGCACACCCUGCAGCACCUACCGACAUUUCCUCCAACUUUUCGCACUUUCAGGAGGUCUUCUCUUCUGGACCUCACUUCAACCCAGACAAGAUCCAGAAUGUUUCUAGUCUGGCUGAGAACCCCAAAGCUGAAGGCGAAGGAGUGGCUGGAAGCCAGGGCAAAGCCGCAAAGUUGGCAGAAGGAACGGUGGAAGAUUUGCACAAGCUGCCAAAGAGGUUUUGGGACACACCUAGCUUGAGAUGGAACGAGGACGAGUUAGAGGCCAUCAUGGUGAGUGGAUGUAUGGGCUCACGGUAGGCAGGGCAGUCCGUAGGCGCGAAAGCAGGGCGCUGCUCGCCCAUGGGGACACUGGGCUUCUAAGCGGCCUAAACCAGAGAGCAUGUCAGGCUCGCAAGUUCUCGCCGACUACGUUCCGUCCCUCUAGCUGACGCUGCUUGUUCUUGUCCUUUCGAAAGACUGGUGGCGCCUCCACCUCUUCGGCGCAUUGA
Ceraceosorus bombacis is the source of this 685-nucleotide messenger RNA. The record is from the annotation of a GenBank genome assembly. Lineage: Eukaryota; Fungi; Basidiomycota; Exobasidiomycetes; Ceraceosorales; Ceraceosoraceae.